Gossypium raimondii (Peruvian cotton) is the source of this 1044-nucleotide messenger RNA. RefSeq names its product pentatricopeptide repeat-containing protein At3g22470, mitochondrial. NCBI's taxonomy places the organism in Eukaryota, Viridiplantae, Streptophyta, Magnoliopsida, Malvales, Malvaceae. The coding region runs from base 151 to 900 and encodes 249 amino acids. The record is from RefSeq and is a predicted model, not a curated record. Gene Ontology annotation, molecular function: protein binding. The transcript has a single exon.
GUCACGUAUAAUACAUUGGUUGAUGCACAUUGCAAGCAAGGGAUGGUUUUUAAAGCUGAGGAUAUCAUUGACGCGAUGAUAAAGUGAGGCAUUGAGCCUAAUGUUGUUACCUAUAGUGCAUUAAUCAACGGCCAUUGCUUGCAGAAUGAAAUGCAUAAAGCUAGAAGAGUUUUCAACUUGAUGAUUGAGAAGGGUUGUGCACCUGAUAUAGUUACUUUCAGCACCAUGAUCAAUGGAUAUUGCAAAGCUAAGAGGUUAGACAAAGCAAUGGAACUCUUUCAUGAAAUAUAUCGAAAGGGACAAAUCCCGGAUACUGUCACAUACAGCACUCUUAUGCAGAGUAUGUUUCUGUUAGGGAAAGUUUCAACUGCAUGUGAACUUUUUAGAAAGAUGCUUGCUUCUGGACAAGUUCCAGAUCUAGUGACUUGUUCGAUUUUGCUGAAUGGUUUACGCAAAACAGGUCAUAUUGAGGAGGCAUUGAAACUUUUUCAAGCAAUGCGAAACAGUGGGUUGGAACUUGAUAUUGUCCCAUAUAGUAUCCUAAUUGAUGGGUUGUGCAGAGCUGGGCAUAUCGAAUUUGCCAAGGAAUUAUUUCAUCAACUCUCAGACAAUGGUUUAAAACCGAAUGUUGUCACAUAUCGUAUAAUGAUUAAUGGACUGUGUAAAGAGGGAUUGCCAGAUGAAGCAUACAGGUUGUUUGGGAGCAUGGGAGAUAAUGACUGUUUGCCUGAUAGCUGCUGUUAUAAUGUAAUGAUUCGGGGGUUCCUUCGCAACAGCUAUACCUCAAAGGCAACACAACUUCUUACGGAAAUGGUUGGUAAGGGCUUUUCUGCAGAUAUAUUCACUGCCACCUUAUUUAUGGAUCUUAUCAUAUACUCUAAUAAAUCAAUCUUGCUCUGAAAUGUUUCACAAAUUGUGUAAAGAUCAUCACUUGCAUUGUGAAUCAGUUGUACAUAACCAUUGCACAGUGAUAAAAGAUUGUGGAAACUAGAAUGAGGUUUAGUGUCUAUUUUCAAUAUUGUUGAUUUUGUUCUGACUUGUGUA